Larimichthys crocea (large yellow croaker) is the source of this 4173-nucleotide messenger RNA. RefSeq names its product transcription factor 7 like 2 (gene tcf7l2). Gene Ontology annotation, cellular component: catenin-TCF7L2 complex; chromatin; beta-catenin-TCF complex. Gene Ontology annotation, molecular function: RNA polymerase II cis-regulatory region sequence-specific DNA binding; DNA-binding transcription factor activity, RNA polymerase II-specific. Lineage: Eukaryota; Metazoa; Chordata; Actinopteri; Sciaenidae. Gene Ontology annotation, biological process: canonical Wnt signaling pathway; regulation of transcription by RNA polymerase II. The record is from RefSeq and is a predicted model, not a curated record. The coding region runs from base 470 to 2338 and encodes 622 amino acids. The transcript has 14 exons.
UUUUUUUACCUCCCUAUUUAUGAAAACGUCACUUCAAGUCCCUCCCUGUUUGAAUCUCAUUAGUUUCUUGUGUGUUUCUCCCUGUCAAUAAUCCUGAAUCCAGACUCUCUCUAUUUCCAUCCCUCUCUAUCUGUCAAUCAGCGCCGCCUUUGAACUGAAAACCACUCCGACCAACUUCAACUCACUCAAUCCGAGCGGCUCGGCUCCUUCUCCGGCUUCCUUUUUCUGCCAAGAUUCCCUUCUUUUUUAGUUUUGUACCAACCCGCCAGAGCUUUGGAAAACGCCAAUACCAAGACUCCCCUACAAAAAAACUUAAACUCGGACUUUCUUAGAUCAAGGGGGGUUUAAAAAAAAGAAAGAAAAAAAAAACUUCGUGUUUUUUUUGCCCCCCCUCCCUCUCCUCUCUCCCCCCUUUUAGAAAAACCCAACAGAAAAAGACUAAAAAAUAAUAAUUUUUUGCUCGGGAAAAAUGCCGCAGCUCAACGGCGGUGGAGGGGACGAUCUGGGUGCAAACGAUGAAAUGAUUUCCUUCAAAGACGAAGGGGAGCAGGAAGAGAAAAUUUCGGAGAACUCCUCGGCAGAAAGGGAUUUAGCCGAUGUCAAAUCUUCUCUUGUAAACGAGUCGGAAACGAAUCAAAACAGCUCGUCGGAUUCAGAGGCGGAAAGACGGCCUCCGCCUAGAUCUGAAACUUUCAGAGACAAAACAAGAGAAAGUUUAGAGGAGGCUGCGAAAAGGCAAGAUGGAGGGCUGUUCAAGAGCCCACCGUACCCGGGCUAUCCAUUUAUAAUGAUUCCCGAUCUCACAAGCCCCUACCUUCCCAAUGGAUCACUUUCUCCAACAGCACGCACAUACCUACAGAUGAAAUGGCCCCUGCUAGAUGUUCAACCAGGAGGUCUUCAAAGUAGACAAGCACUUAAAGAUGCCAGGUCCCCGUCACCGGCACACAUCGUUGGGCCCUUCUGCUGGGAAUUCCCCGGACAGUCAGAUCUGAGCCUUCACCAAUUUCAUUUGUCUAAUAAGGUUCCAGUGGUACAGCACCCUCACCAUGUGCACCCUCUCACGCCUCUGAUCACCUACAGCAAUGAGCACUUCACACCGGGGAACCCCCCACCUCACCUACAGACAGACGUGGAUCCCAAAACAGGAAUUCCAAGGCCUCCACAUCCUCCAGAUAUAUCUCCUUAUUACCCACUGUCACCUGGCACUGUCGGCCAGAUCCCCCAUCCGCUAGGAUGGUUAGUACCACAGCAAGGUCAACCUGUUUAUCCAAUCACAACAGGGGGUUUCAGACACCCCUACCCAACUGCGCUCACUGUCAACGCAUCCAUGUCAAGUCUUCUGUCCUCCAGGUUCCCCCCACACAUGGUGCCCCCUCAUCACAGUUUGCACACCACGGGCAUCCCACACCCAGCCAUCGUCACGCCAAACGUCAAGCAGGAAUCCUCCCACAGUGACAUCAGCUCUCUCAACAGCUCAAAACAGUCAGACGCUAAAAAGGAAGAGGAGAAAAAGAAACAGGUCCACAUAAAGAAACCCCUGAAUGCCUUCAUGCUCUACAUGAAGGAGAUGCGGGCCAAGGUGGUGGCUGAGUGCACACUGAAGGAAAGUGCUGCCAUCAACCAGAUCCUGGGGAGGAGGUGGCACGCCCUAUCGCGGGAGGAGCAGGCCAAGUACUACGAGCUGGCCAGGAAAGAGCGACAGCUCCACAUGCAGCUGUACCCAGGCUGGUCAGCACGAGACAACUAUGCGGCUAACCAACAGGGGAAAAGGAAGAAGAGAAAAAGGGAAAAGCAGCAAGCAGAGAGCAAUGACCUGAGCGCUCCUAAGAAGUGUCGAGCGCGCUUUGGGCUCGAUCAACAGAAUAACUGGUGUGGCCCGUGCAGGAGAAAAAAAAAGUGCAUUCGCUACAUCCAAGGUGAAGGCAGCUGUGCCAGUCCUCCCUCUACGGACGGAAGCUUACUAGACUCCCCCCCAUCCUCCCCCUCCUCAGUGGUUCCCUCCCCUUCCUCAAAAGAGUCCAAACCUCAGACUGAACAAAUGCAACCUCUCUCACUGACUAUGAAACCGGCCCACCAGCCACUCCACCACCCGCACCUCCUGGCUGGGCCUCCACCAUCUUUGGUUCAGCUGGAAAACUCUGCUGCAGCUAGCAAAACGCCCGGCGCCUCCUCCCACAACGGAGCCCUGGAGCACGGCGACGUCUCGUCCUCGCGGCAGCCGGGCUCCUCUGUGGUGUCCUCAAUGGCCCGGCCCUCGGCAUCGCUGUGUCAUUCCCACUCGCUCCUCCCCUCCACGGCCCCUCAGCCUCUGUCGCUAGUGACCAAGUCUAUAGAAUAGUCUACCCUAUUCUUCUCCUCUUUUUUCUAGCUCUGCACACACACACCUUUCUAGGCCCUCCCUCUGCUAUGUUUCACUUGCCGUAAGUUCUUUUCUUUCUUUUAUGUUUCUGUGCCAUAAGGCUUUGAAAUUUUAGUUUUUGUUUUAUUAAAGUUCAUUGGUCAAUAUUUGACCCAUCAUUAUCAAAAAAAAAAAUCUAAUUAUUAUAAAGAAAUGAUACAAUGAGCUGUAGUAUAGCUUUGUGAAUCUGCCAAAAUUUUUAUGAAUUUUGUUUUUGUCUUUUUUGUAGUGUUAAAACAGUGCAAACAGAAAAAAAUUAUUUAGUUCAACUUCAAAAUGUUUAAAAGACGGAUAUAAAAAGGUAGGCUAGAUUAUUCAAUGAGCCCUUUUCUUGAAAGAGUUGGUUCUCCUUCUUUAUUUGUAUUAAAUACGAGCUUGCGAACCAAUCAUUUGACAUCUGUUCAAACUCUCGGAGGGCAUGAGGCUAGCGGUGACACCUCUCUGAGGAACAACUUUAAUUGUGAUGUUACUUGUUCUUGUUUAAAUGUACAGAAUAACGGGGAGGGGGGGAUUACUGUGUUAAAUAUGCAUUCUUCCACUGCGUUGUCUUUUUUUCUUUGUUGUUUACCUUUGGGGUGGAGUCAGGCAAGUUGGGUGGGCUUGAGGGGAGGUCGGGGUGGGUGGGUUGAGGGUUAUUAAAUUCAAAAUGUCACAACGCUAGGACCAGUAGUAUUUAUUGCUUUAGAGAUUGCUUGUUGUAUCUUGUACGUGUCUCUUUUUGACCUUUUUUUUUUCUUAAUACAUUGUACAAAUAUUUUUUCUUAAGGUAAGCGACUUAUAUAUGAAUGAUCCAUUUUUACAAGGAGGUUUUAAAAAGGCAAAUCGUUUUGUUAUUGAUUUCUUUCCUCACUGAAAACCUGGAUUCCACUCAGUGUACUGUGUAGAUCUCAUGAACAAGAAGUAUGCACAACUUCAUUUCAAGAAAUGCGUCUAUAAGCCAUUUUACAAAAAGAAGAAAAGAAAACUUGAAACAAGAGACAGUGGGUACCGUGUCUUCAGUAGUUGGAAAAGUGUCUAAAGCCCUUCUUUUUUAUUGCACAGUCACAUCUCUCAGACUGUAGAUUCGUGUACAGAUUUUCCGUGCCAAAUUUUGUGAUAAUUUUCUCUGCCCCUCUAACCACGCUGUAGGGAUCUUCUUCUUUUUUUUGUUUUUGUUUUUGUUUUUGUUUUGUUUUGUUGUUGUUUGUUUUUUUUAAUUUCGAUACCAUUCUUUGCUGUGACGUUACAUAGAUUGCUAUGUAUGUAGUAUAAAUGUUGCUAUAACAAAUGUGUUUGGUAGCAAAUUGUCAAAUAUUAAAAUUUAAACUUAAUAAAAAGGCGGACAUCAUACUGUAUAAACCCACAAGGGCCAAAUUAUGUAUAUUAGGAGGUUCAUAAAAAAACUAUUAAAUACAAAAAAAUACACAAACUGCCACUUUUAAGUACACUACUACAUAUAGGUAGAUAGAAAAAAUAGGCAUGUUGAUGUUGCAAGAGGCUGUAAAAAAAGCUACAAGAGAAUCAUCCACUCGGUGCCAUUGUAGUUGACAUGACGCGACUGUAAUCUGUCGAUUUCUUCUCUGGUUUAUUAAGAUGCUAAUGAUAAAUAGUUUGAAUGUUUCCUUAACGGCUGUGAUGUUCCUGUUCUAUUUUAUGCUCUUAUCUUUUUGUUCGUUUGUUUUUUCCUGUUAUUUUAAAUGGUUCCAAAACCAUGUUUUUUUGUAAUGAAUAAAUGUUUAUGCUGUACAGUCUCUGUAGCAUGCAGUUCUGUAUUAAUAAAAGCAACUUAGUAUGUG